AAAUAAAUUUAGCAAAAGAAACCUAUUAAAAAUUAAUUUAGUAAAAAAAAUGUAUUAAAAUAAAUUUAGUAAAAAAAAACUUAUUAAAAUAAUUAAAUAAUUUUAUUGAAAACAAAUUUAUUAAAAAAUUCCUUCCAAAAAACCUUUCAUUUUCCCCCUUUCUCUCCCCAAACCCUCAACCUCUCUAUCUCCAUCCCAAAACCCAUGCUAACCCAAGCCUUUCGCGAAGACUCACACUGACGACGAUGACCCACGCUACGACGAUCCACACCACGACGACCCACUCCGCUACGACCCACGCAGCAGACUCUUACCCAUGACGAUUCCGACCAAAAUCUUCACCUUCCUUGUCCAGCCUUGUCCGACGAGCCUCCAACGGCAGCGACCUGCAGACAGCGGUGUGGGUGUACCCAACCUCUGACCACGAGCGACUAGCCUCACUGACGACAACCCACUCAGAUUGACGCCUAGCGUUAUUUUCCAGUGGAGGAGGCGGUAAAGACGUGGAGGCGGCAAUGGCGGAGGAGCGGAGAAUGAAGCGGGCGGAGAAGUUGUCGUUGCCGCCGACUGCAAUCAUUUUUGGAGGAGUUUUUGGCCAGAGAAAAUUGUCAGGCGUUGCCGGAGUGCCAUCAUUUUUUUCAUUUGGAGUGUAUUGAGGUUUGGUUUAGUAAGAAAUUUACGUGCCCUAUUUGCCGUAAUUGUGUUGCAACUUAGAUUAAUUUCUUCUUCUUCCUCUCAUUUCUUUUCUCUCUACGUUGAUUAGAGAAUUUUACAUAUAAUUAUAGCUUUUAAUUUGGCUUUCGUUUUUAAAUUUUAUCUUUGAAACUACAAAACUUAAAUAGGUAAAGUAACAUAAAUUCUUCUCCAGCUGCCUCUUAUGAAAAUCAUGCCUAACCAUUGGAAUUGGAUUGAAGUGUUUGGAUGUUAUUAUGAAUCCUUGGAACUCUUCUGUUGAUAUGUUUGGGUCAGUUUCAAAGUUCGAUCAAUCUUAUCUUUUGUUUGGCAAUGAAGAGUACCUAUUCAUAUUUCAAGAAGCAUAUGGGGCUGUGAUUCAUUAUCUUUUCAAUGACCCUUGGUAAUGUUAUGCAUUCUAUGUCUAACUACGAAGAUUAGGUAUGUUGAGGUAAAUAUGGAUUCUAAAGCUCUUGUCUGGCCAUUAUUCAACAGUUUGCAAGCAUUUUGGUCAGGGCUUCAGUGUCCUUUACAAGUAGGAACUGUUGCAUGUAGAUAUUAUGUCAUGAGAUACAUGUGUGAAAUCGUGAGCAAGGACACAAACAUUAUUACUGAUGCGAUUGAUACAAGAAACUCAUACUCACAGCUUGAAUUGGAUGAAGUACGAGUGGAGUGGGCUGAAUUUUUAGCUCGGUACAUAUGAUAUAUACACCUAUAUAUGAUCUUCUUAAUUUUGUAUAUGGCUAACAUAGGAGAAUGUCCAUAACAUUUUUUGUGUAAAUGUUUUGUUCAUAGCCAUUAUACUUACAUGUUAGACAAUAGAUGUAAGGAGAUAGACUUUAGUUUUGGUACACAAGUUAGUUAUUAUUAUUGGUUAUAUAAGGUAACUAUUAUUAUUGUUGAUUUUGGAAUAGGCCACAGAUAGGAAAUUUUAGUUGGCUAUAUUUGGAUUGAAAUUGUGUAAUUGUUUUUGACAUUGGUGAGAAGAAUGAAAUUAUUGUUGGUUUACUUAA
Molecule: messenger RNA, 1685 nt
Organism: Cucumis melo (muskmelon)
Lineage: Eukaryota; Viridiplantae; Streptophyta; Magnoliopsida; Cucurbitales; Cucurbitaceae
Exons: 4
Coding region: 1079-1375 (98 amino acids)
Biological process (GO): carbohydrate metabolic process; endoplasmic reticulum mannose trimming; mannose trimming involved in glycoprotein ERAD pathway
Cellular component (GO): endoplasmic reticulum; membrane
Molecular function (GO): calcium ion binding; mannosyl-oligosaccharide 1,2-alpha-mannosidase activity
Source: RefSeq, a predicted model, not a curated record